Molecule: messenger RNA, 2569 nt
Organism: Zonotrichia albicollis (white-throated sparrow)
Lineage: Eukaryota; Metazoa; Chordata; Aves; Passeriformes; Passerellidae
Gene: B3GALT9
Product: beta-1,3-galactosyltransferase 9
Biological process (GO): protein O-linked glycosylation
Cellular component (GO): Golgi membrane
Molecular function (GO): hexosyltransferase activity
Source: RefSeq, a predicted model, not a curated record
AACAUGAUCAGCCCUGGGGAUCAUCUUUCCUGUGCCCAGGCAGGUGAGGUGGAAGGCACAGGCUGCAGGUACUGGGCAGUAACUGGAUCCUGCAGACCCAGAUCCAGCCAGAGCCAGGAGACAGUGCCCAGAGAGCCCCUGCUGCAGGGACAGCUCCCAGCACCAUGCAGGUAAGUGCUGCAGCCCCUUACAGCUUUCACAGGAUUGGGGUGGAUGGGGUCUUAAAGAUCAUCUCAUUGCACACCUUCCACUUUGCCAUGUUACUCCAAGCCCCAUCCAACCCAGCCUUUCCCUCUGGAUUCUAACCCUGACAGCUUUCAUAGGGCAGGGUCAGGCCAAAUAACACAAGUUGUCCUUCAAGGACAGAUUAAGGGGCACCUCAAGCCUUCAGUAAAAGGUUAAAAAUAGUCAAAAAUUAUUCAUAGCAAAUAUUCAGUAUUUCCACACAUGGAUGCACAGAGAGGAGCUCCCAACACGCUAACAUCCUCAGCCUGGGAUCUCACUGUGCCUCAAGCAGAUUUCUUAGUUUCUAGGAGAAAAAAACCUCACACUAAUAAUACAAAGACCAUUCUAGAAGCUGUGAUUGCUCUGCAUGGCUAUAUUGCAAAAUGAGGGAAAGCCUUUGGGUUGAGAGGCAGGAGAGCUCAGUGUCCCUGUUGCUGUUCCAGCUGACGCUCUGCAGGCUCCGCACACACCAGUGGUGCUUCAUCCUCUGCAAUGUGCUGCUCUUCCACCUGCUGCUCUUCGGGGCAGAUUUACUGGAGCAAUACUUCCUGCAGUCCCUGCCCCUCUCCUACACCGAUGCAAAGGCUCUGGAGAUCAGGGACAGGGCCAGGAAGCUGGAUCUGGAUCCUCUGAAGGCCAACCUCUCUUCCAGCAGCAGCAGUGCAGUGACUUGCUCCAGCCAGGAGAUAUUCCUGCUCAUUGUUGUGUGCAGCAGCCCGGAGAACAGGACGAGGCGCGACGCCAUCAGACAGACCUGGGGCAACACCACGGCCUCCAGGGGUUACAGUGUGCUCACUGUGUUUGCUGUAGGGAAGGCAGCCUCAGCAAGCACCCAGCUGGAGAUCCAGGAGGAGGCCCAAAGGCACAGAGACAUCAUUGAAGGCACUUUCAUCGACUCCCCCCAGACACAGACACAGAAGAUGCUGAUGAGUGUGGAGUGGACGGUGAUUUUCUGUCCCCGUGCCAGGUUCAUCCUUCACACAGCCCAGGACGUGUUUGUGGGUGUUCCCAGCCUGGCUGGCUACCUGCUCAGCUUAACCCAGCAGGAGGACAUCUACCUGGGCAGGGUGGUUCACCAUGCAGUGCCCAACAGGGACCCCCAGAGCCCCGGCUUUGUCCCCAUCCAUCUGUACCCCCAGCAGUUGUACCCGGAUUUCUGCCACGGCAGCGCUUUCCUCCUGUCCCAGGACGUGGCCCGCAAGGUUUUGGUGGCUGCCAGGGAGGUGCCCCUGGCACUGCCCCCCGCUGCCUUUGUAGGGGUCUGUGCCAAGAGAGCUGGCAUCAGUGCCAGGCACAGCUCCCGCUUCGCUGGGGACAAGCACAUCAGCUACAACCCCUGCUGCUAUAAAUUCAUUUUCACCUCUUCUGCCAUGAGAGAGGACGAGCUAUUUACGGACUGGAAGGAAACGAGCGAUGGGGAGGAUUGCUCCCUACUGGAAACCUACUACAGCCUGGUGUCCUGCAAGGUUCUGACCUACAUUGAUAACUUCAAACAGUUCAGCUUGGACAGGAUAAAAAACGAGCUCCUUCAUUUUGUCAAUUAAUGCUUAACUCCUGCAUGAAGAGGCUGGAUUUUCUUUCAUCAGCUGUGUUAUCCUGUACAAAGGAUGCCCUCCCAAAGUUUGCUCUUUUCCCUUCAGCAGCAAAUGGAUUCUCACUGUUACAGUGUGACAGAGCAGAACUGGAUGUCCUCUGCCUCUCUAAGUACCUACAAGUGCAUGCAUGGAAGUAAAAAAGGAUAUUCCAGAAGACUUGUCUAGAUCCAUGGCUUUUCACACUUUUCAGUCUUCAAAACUCCUUUUUUAUGUGAGUGAGGCAUCACCUACUUCCAAAGAAUUCUGGAACAAAGGGGAAGCUUUCCAUCCACAAAAGGAGCUGCUUCUGAGCAGGCUGGUUCAGAGGGAAACAGAGCAGCUCCAGCAGGAACAGACACUGAGCCAUCAUGGAAAUUCCUCAAGUAAAGCUGUUUGUUAACAUCCAUCAAAUGACAAGGUUUGGUUUGGGAUUUUUGGGUUUUUUAAACCAAAUGUUACCUCAGCAUGUUACCUCAGUUCUCCAGCAUUCCAUUUUGUGGUUUUCCUCAAUUAUUUCCACCUGUUACUUUAAGGGGGGGGUGACAAAAACAACACAUUUCAAAAUUGUCAUUUCUAUCAGCUACAGCAGCAGCAUGUAAUCCAUAUGGCAAUGUACAGCAUGGGCAGGGAACUGCCUCUGAGUAAUAAGGGGAAAGUGAUCAAUUAAUCAAUCAACUCUGAGCUCAAAGCUCAACAAAAUAAAGCAUAUGUGUAUACAUAAAAAAAAUCCCCUUGUUUGGCAUCUCUGCACAUUCUAAAAUAUUGUCUUU